Messenger RNA from Chelonus insularis, 2660 nucleotides. RefSeq names its product peroxin 6 (gene Pex6). Lineage: Eukaryota; Metazoa; Arthropoda; Insecta; Hymenoptera; Braconidae. Bases 15 to 2468 code for a protein of 817 amino acids. The transcript is spliced from 5 exons. The record is from RefSeq and is a predicted model, not a curated record. Gene Ontology annotation, cellular component: peroxisomal membrane; cytosol. Gene Ontology annotation, molecular function: ATP hydrolysis activity; ATP binding. Gene Ontology annotation, biological process: protein import into peroxisome matrix.
UGUAUGAAAAUAUUAUGAAUUUUAUCAUUGAUUAUUUAACGUUUGUUAAACAAACAUGUCGAUCAUCCAUGAAGAAAAAUUUAUAUUUCAAAAUAACUCUUAUUUUUUUAUAUUACAUAUUAAUAAAAUUAAAAAGAUUAAAACAAAUGAAAAUAAAUGUACUUUCAUUACCUGACGACGUUUUCGAUCAUAUAAUUUAUAAAUAUUAUGACAACGAAAAAUUCUAUGUAGGUACUAUAUCAUGUGCUUUUGGAAUAAUUGAUAGCAACAAUCCUCAACCAACGUGGAUAAACAUUUGUAGUACCAAUUCAAAAAGAAAAUAUAAAAUAUUUGUGAUACCAUUUAAUAAUGCUACGAGAAAUGAAAUUUAUACUUCUGAAACUUCAUUGUUUAAUAUUGAAAAAUUACUUGAUGUUAAUAAAAAUUCAUCAUACUUCUUGGUUCCUACCGAUCAAAAACACUCAGAAUGGGCACAAGAAAUAAAAGUGUCACUUUUAUCGAACCCUUAUGAAUGUACAAAUGAUCUAAUAGACUCUCUAUUAAAGAAUUAUUUUUCUUAUCCUCGAUAUUUAAGAAGAAAUGAUUUCAUUAACAUUUCAAUUAAAAGAUACGCACCAGAAUUUUUAUAUACUAUGGGACAACCUUCAUUGACUAAUUUAUAUUUCAAAGUAAAUAAUAUUAAAAUUAAUAACGAAAGCACGUGUAGAUCUUGUUAUGUUUCUCAAAAUAAGUCAACACUUAUUCAAGAAUCUACAGCUUUUGAAUAUCUUCCUCCAUCAUAUUCCAUUCCUUUAUUACAAGAUUGUGCUUCAACUGUAGAAGAAGAAAUCAAACGAAAUAACGUUAAUAAUUAUCCAUUUCUUUCGUCCAAACCAUUUGAAAUUCUAAAAGCUUCAAUACUUCCAUUCGUGAUUUCAGAUAAUUGGAAAGAGCUUAAACCAGUAUUUUUGAUAAAAGGUCCAUCAGGAUGUGGGAAAUAUAAACUCAUAAAUAGUGUUGCAAAAUAUAUGGGUUUUAAUUUCUAUAAUAUUGAUUGUUCUGAAAUUCAGACCGUAUCACCUUCUCAAACAGAAGCUAAACUUCGAUUAGCUUUUAAUCAAGCUGAACAAUCAGUUCCAUGUAUACUUAAAUUAAGUAAUAUACAAAUUUUUGGCAAAAAUGCAGAAGGAAAAAUCGACGAAAGAAUCACAUCCAGUUUUUCUGAGCAGUUAAAUGAUUUAUAUAAAACAAAGAUGACAUUACCUUUGAUAAUUAUAGCCACGCUAGAAGGAACUGAUAUUCCUUUAGAUAUCAAAAGGAAUUUUAUCGAAGAAAUUCAGAUUGAUCAUUUAACUCAAAAUGAACGAAUCGAAUUACUUGAUUGGUUUUUAAAAGUAAAUGGAAUAAAAUAUCAAGCGGAUUUAUCAAAAAUAGCAUCGAUGUGUUCAGGUUAUACAUUCUAUAAUAUAGAAAAUUUAACAUUACAAGCGAUUACAAAUUAUCACAAGCGAAUUUUAACUGAAGGAGAAUUAAAUAUAAAUGAUGAUGAUUUUCUAAAGGCACACAAUGACCUACGAUCCAUUUUUUCCAGUCAAAUCGGAGCUCCAAAAUGCCCAGAAGUGUAUUGGAAAGAUAUCGGUGGACUUGCAAAUUUAAAACACGAAAUUAUUCGUCGAAUUGAAAUCCCUUUAAUUCAUGGAUUUGGAGUUCAAAGUGGUGGUAUAUUAUUUUACGGACCUCCAGGAACGGGAAAAACACUUUUAGCUAAAGCAGUAGCUACUGAAUGUAAGCUGAACUUUCUAGCAGUAAAAGGACCGGAAUUAUUGAAUAUGUACGUUGGGCAAAGUGAAAAAAAUGUAAGAGAUUUAUUCGAACGUGCACGAGCUGCAUCACCUUGUAUUAUAUUUUUCGAUGAGUUGGAUGCUCUUGCACCAAAUCGUGGCCGUAGUGGUGACAGUGGAGGCGUAAUGGAUCGUGUAGUAUCUCAAUUAUUGGCUGAAAUGGAUGGCCUUGGUAGUUCUGCAAAAACUUUUAUAAUUGGUGCUACAAAUAGACCAGAUUUAAUUGAUCCUGCCCUUUUACGACCAGGACGAUUUGACAAAUUACUUUAUAUUGGAGUUUAUUCUGAUCCAGAUUCUCAAUUGAGUGUAUUGCAAGCAAUCACUCGUAAGUUUCAUUUAGCAGAUAAUGUAAAACUUGAUGAUAUUGUGAAUAAGUUACCGUCCAAUUUAACUGGUGCUGAUUUACAGUCAUUAUGCUCAAAUGCCUGGCUUAAUGCAGCUCGUAACGUAAUAGAAACUUAUGAAAAAUCAUUGAAAAGUGUUGAUCCUCAAAAAAAAUUAGAAAAUGUUAAUCAAAAACCGAAAGGUCCGAUAAAAGUAUGUUUGAAUAAUUUUCUUGAAGCACUACAUACAUUGGUGCCUUCUAUCAGUAAAGAAGAGUUAAAUCGAUACGAACAACUUCAUCAACAAUUAACUUUAAAAAAAUGAAAACACAAAUGACAACAAAAUUUUUUUUCCAUUUUCAACAAAUCGAAACCAAUUAUGUACAACAUAAAAUUGGAAAAUUUUAAUAAUUUGUGAUUAAUUAUGUACAUAUAGAUUCAUAAAUGUAUAUAUGGAAUUAGUAGAAUGGUUUUUUAUAAUUAAAAAAAAAAAAAAAACUUUUGAUACGUAGAAUUC